Messenger RNA from Folsomia candida, 6553 nucleotides. RefSeq names its product brefeldin A-inhibited guanine nucleotide-exchange protein 1 (gene Sec71). Gene Ontology annotation, molecular function: guanyl-nucleotide exchange factor activity. Gene Ontology annotation, biological process: regulation of ARF protein signal transduction. The transcript is spliced from 33 exons. The record is from RefSeq and is a predicted model, not a curated record. The coding region runs from base 254 to 6031 and encodes 1925 amino acids. NCBI's taxonomy places the organism in Eukaryota, Metazoa, Arthropoda, Collembola, Entomobryomorpha, Isotomidae.
AAUUCACAAUCUGCUGACAAGUCACACGUUUAUAAACCGAAGGCAAUUAAAUGAUCAAUUAACAUUUACUCCCGGUAGUAGUACCACCACCACACCUCGUCCAUAAUAACACUCGAUCACUGUAAUCUGUGAAUGGGAAUUGGUGUGACCGUGCAGGUGCAGCUGAAAUUGUUAAUUUAUAAAAGUCUUGUUCUCAUUUGGAAACGGCGAUGAUGGAAUCGUUACCAUCUAUGCACGACUGGGUCGUCUAAACAUGGUCAUCCCCACCAAGAGAAGUAUCAGCAGUGGAUUAUCUUGCACUGGCGAAAUGUUUAUGAUCCGCGCAUUGGAAAAGAUUCUUAGCGAUCGUGAAAUUAAAAAGUCACACCAUGCUCAGCUUAAAAGGGCAUGUGAGGUGGCAUUGGAAGAGAUCAAGGGGGCUCUCGUACAUCAACAACAAUCGGAUGGGUCCACAACUUUAACUACCCCGACUGCUGUCAAUGUAGCCAAGGGGGAGGCGGGAGGAGAUGUAGGAGGGGGAUCCUCUACAGCCCUUCCUCUUCCCAGGUCGGAUAAUAAUUCCCUUCCCAUUGAUUCGGAAAAGUACUUUCUUCCCUUUGAACUCGCCUGCCAAAGUAAAACGCCAAGGAUAGUGGUCACUGCUUUGGACUGUCUUCAGAAAUUGAUUGCAUAUGGUCAUCUUACUGGAAACUGCUCCGAUUCGACAAAUCCCUCAAAAAAACUGAUUGAUAGAAUCGUGGAAACGAUUUGUGGUUGUUUUGUGGGUCCCAAUACGGAUGAAGGAGUUCAACUUCAAAUCAUUAAAGCCUUACUCACCGUCAUGACUUCGCAACAUGUCGAAAUUCAUGAGGGAACCGUAUUGCUCACUGUGCGAACCUGCUACAAUAUUUAUUUAGCCAGUAAGAAUUUGAUCAAUCAAACCACUGCGAGAGCAACUCUAACGCAAAUGCUCAAUGUGGUUUUUGCCCGAAUGGAGAGUCAGGAUUCCCUGAGUCGUUUGUCGCAGAGUCAAAAUAGUGUUGCGUCACAAGAAGGGGAGGGAUCAAGCAAAGAAGGUGGGGACAAUACUAAUCACCAAGAGGAACAACUUACAAAUGGCAGCAGGACACCGGUGGUCGUACCUCAUACAGAGGAAGUGAAAGUUAAAGUUUCUUCCAUUUCAUCAUCACCUGUAGAACAGGAAGAAGGCGAGGAAAAAAAAGAAGCAUUUCAAAAGAAGCAUGAUGACAAAGGAGAUGAUUUAGAAAUCACCAACGAAUUCAACAACAACAAUGCCGUUGUUGACACCAAUGAUGAUGCACGACCAAUGGAGUCUGGUAAAGCGUGCGGGGGUGAUAAAGAGGGACAGCAGAGGGUGGUGAAAGAACUCGAAGUGGCAGCACAAAAUGGGAUUGAAUCUUCGUCAGAAGACAGUGAAGAAACCGUUGUUGGGAUGGGAGCAGGAGCGGAGGAGGAGGAGAAAACGAUUGGCGUUGCUGAUGAAGUUACGCCAACGACAGUCGAAUCUCCAAUUUUACCUGAUCAACAACAAGAAGAGAAACUUGAAGAUAAGCAAGUUGAUAUCGUUUCACCGUCGUUUGAAAAAUCUCCUCAACAAAUUGCCCAGAAUUUGUUGAGUAACAUCCUCGAAGAAAAUGUUAAAUCCGACCAGCGGUUCGAUCAUCCUCCACAAUCUCCUUCGCCGUCUUCACAGUCAGAAGAACUGGUUGUUAACAGUAAUCAUGUGCUAUCCAGCCCAACCACUCCCACCAUCACCAGAGUGCCUUCUCAGUAUUUUCGGAUGAUGAUGGAUGUAAAGGAAAGCAUGGAAAAUUCAGGAGACAAUGAUGCGAAUGCCAACUUUGUCCAUAUUCUACAAAAAGACGCGUUUUUAGUGUUCCGAGCACUAUGCAAAUUGUCUAUGAAACCACUCCCUGAUGGGAUCCCAGACCCAAAAUCCCAUGAAUUACGAUCUAAAGUCUUGUCACUGCAACUUCUAUUGUCCAUUGUUCAAAAUGCGGGGGACGUUUUCAAAUCGAAUCCCGUCUUUAUCACAGCUAUUCGCCAAUACUUGUGUGUGGCUUUGUCCAAAAAUGGAGUUUCCUCCGUUCCUGAAGUCUUUCAGCUCACACUCGCCAUAUUUUUGGCCCUUUUAGCUAAUUUUAAGAUUCAUUUAAAGAUGCAAAUUGAAGUAUUUUUUAAAGAAAUUCUAUUGCCUCUGGUCGAAUCUGCUGGGUCUUCUUUUGAACACAAAUGGCUGGCGGUGCAAGCACUCACUAGAAUAUGUGGGGACGCUCAGUGUAUUGUGGACCUUUACGUUAACUAUGAUUGUGAUCUCUCUGCCGCAAACAUUUUUGAAAGACUUGUCAACGAUUUGAGUAAAAUUGCACAAGGUCGACAAGCAGUCGACCUUGUUGGAAGCAAUGGUUUUCAGGAAAAAGCGAUGCGCGUGAAAGGAAUUGAAGGUCUCGUCGGCAUUUUACAAUGCAUGGUUGAAUGGUCUCAAUCUCUGUAUGUUAGUUCUGGCAGUCAAUCGAAUCUGGAUGGAGGUCAUGAUAAAAUGCACGAAGAGGAGGUGGAAAACCUACGUAAGGUGGAGUCAGAGUACAAUCCUGAACAAUUUGAAGCUAUGAAGCAGCAAAAAGACAUUUGGGAGCAUGGGACAUACUUAUUCAACCGGAAGCCAAAGCGAGGUUUGAUUUUCCUUCAAGAGAGUAAACUAUUGGGCGAAACGGCAGAAGAAGUUGCAUAUUUUUUCCACACUGAUGAACGCCUCGACAAAACCGUGGUUGGAGAAUUUCUAGGAGAUCCGGAUAAGUUUCAUAAACAAGUGAUGUACGCCUACGUGGACCAGAUGGAUUUUAAAGAAAAGGAUUUCGUCACAGGGCUACGCCUGUUUCUUGAAGGGUUCCGGCUUCCUGGGGAAGCGCAGAAGAUCGACAGAUUAAUGGAAAAAUUUGCAAGCAGAUAUUGCGAAUGCAAUCCUAAUUUGGGCGUUUUUGCCAGUGCAGACACAGCAUAUGUUCUCGCUUACUCCAUCAUCAUGCUCACUACAGAUUUGCACAGCCCACAAGUGAAGCAUAAAAUGACAAAGGAGCAGUACGUCAAAAUGAAUCGAGGAAUUAACGACAGUCGGGAUCUCCCUGAAGAAUAUCUUUCACAAAUUUACGAUGAAAUUGCUGGGAAUGAGAUAAAGAUGAAAGGGUCGGCAAAAUUGGGAAAGUCAUCAAAUAACCUUCCGAAUGAUAAAAAACGUCGAUUAUUGUACAACAUGGAAAUGGAAGAGCUUGCUGCUACCGCCAAGAGUUUGAUGGAGUCUGUCAGCCAUGUUCAGUCAAGUUUUACUUCUGCAAAACAUUUAGAACAUGUAAAACCCAUGUUUAAAUUGGCGUGGACUCCAUUUCUAGCUGCAUUUAGCGUCGGACUUCAGGAUUGCGAUGAUCCAGAAAUUUCUCAUCCGUGUUUGGAUGGGAUGCGGUGUGCCAUUCAUAUCGCCUGCAUUUUCCAUAUGAGACUCGAGCGAGACGCCUACAUUCAAGCCCUUGCAAGGUUCACCCUUCUCACUGCGAGCAACUCGCAAAUUGUCGAAAUGAAAACGAAAAAUAUCAAUACAAUUAAGACACUUAUUACAGUUGCUCAAACAGAAGGGAAUUAUCUGAUGAGUGCAUGGUUGGACAUUUUAAAGUGUAUUUCACAACUUGAGUUGGCCCAACUUGCAGGUGCAGGUCAUCGUUCAGUUAAAGACGCUGCGUCGAAAUCUGCCCUCACCUGGGCUGCUCUUGCUGGGACAGCCACCGUUGACACAUCCCAUGAUCCAAUGUCGCUUAAUUUGAACUCGUUAGAUCCAAGUGUCAAAGAAUCUAUUGGUGAAACGAGCUCUCAAAGUGUGGUGGUUGCAGUGGACAGAAUAUUCACUGGAUCUACCCGACUGGAUGGGGAUGCUAUCGUGGACUUUGUCAAGGCCUUGUGUCACGUAUCUUCUGAUGAACUGGCUCAUCCCACUCACCCUCGAAUGUUUAGCUUGCAAAAGCUGGUUGAAAUCUCAUACUACAACAUGGGUCGCAUUCGUCUCCAAUGGUCUCGAAUUUGGGAAGUAUUGGGCGAACAUUUUAACCGCGUGGGAUGUUCCGCCAAUGAAGAAGUUUCCUUUUUUGCUAUUGACUCUCUUCGACAACUUUCCAUGAAGUUUAUUGAAAAGGGAGAAUUUGCUAACUUCCGUUUUCAGAAAGACUUUUUACGACCCUUUGAAGUUAUCAUGAAGAAAAAUCAAUCUCCAGGAAUUCGUGACAUGGUUGUUCGGUGCAUUACACAAAUGGUGAACUCGCAGUCUGGGAAGAUUCGUUCCGGAUGGAAAAAUAUAUUUAGCGUGUUCCAUCUCGCAGCGUCUGAUUUCGAUUCAAAUAUUGUUGAAAUGGCUUUUCAAACUACCAACAAAAUUAUUGGAGAUUUAUAUGAAAAAAGUCAAGUCGUCCUUGUGGAUUCGUUCCAAGACGCCGUAAAGUGCUUGUCAGAGUUUGCGUGCAAUGCCAACUUCCCCGACAUUAGUAUGGAAGCAAUUCGACUCAUACGACAUUGUGCCAAAUAUGUUCAUGAAAAGCCACACUUGCUCAUCGAACAUAGUAUGGAUGAAAUUACGGUAGCAGAGGAGGACCGCAUCUGGGUGAGAGGCUGGUUUCCAAUUUUAUUCGAACUGUCUUGUAUCGUGAAUCGAUGUAAGUUGGAUGUUCGAACGAGAGCUUUGACGGUAAUGUUUGAAAUCAUCAAAACGUACGGAGAGUCAUUCCAACGACAUUGGUGGAAGGAUCUGUUUCAAAUUCUAUUUAGAAUUUUUGACAAUAUGAAACUUCCCGAGCAGCAUCAUGAGAAAGCCGAAUGGAUGACGACUACGUGUAACCAUGCCCUGUUUGCAAUUGUUGAUGUGUUCACCCAAUAUUAUGAAAUUCUUGGACCCCUCCUCAUGGACGAUAUUUUUGUACAGUUGCAAUGGUGCAUUACCCAAGAUCAUGAACAACUCGCUCGCUCAGGGACGCAUUGUUUUGAACACAUGGUGAUUUCUAGUGGAUCAAAGUUUACCCCUGCCGCUUGGAAUUCAACAUGUAACUUUUUGAAAACUAUUUUCGCCUUUACUCGUCCAGAAUCCCUCCUUACCUGGAAACCGUCCAAGACUUCUAACUCUUCUUCCACCCCUGACCAAGUGGUUUCAAAUCAUGUAAAUGAGAAGAAGCCUGAAGAGUUGAGAAGACAAUCAAGUCUGGACGGGUUGAUAGGACCUGGUCGUAAUUCAUCGCCAAUUAAAACUAAUGAUGAGAAGAUAUUUUCUACCCUAAUCAUCAAAUGUUCCGUUCAAUUGGAAUUGAUUCAAACUGUGGACAAUGUAAUAUUUUUUCCGGCUACGUCAAAACGUGAAGAUGCGGAAAAUUUGGCGUUAGCCCAAGCAGAUGUGUCUGAAAAGUUGAUGGGAUGUGAGCAACAACGAGAGGAACAAGGGAUGUACCAAUUCUUAACGUCAGAAAACCUAUUUGCCAUUCUCGACUCGCUAACAGAAUCCCAUAAGUUUUCAACAAAGUUCAAUUUGGACAAUGACCAAAGGAACAUGUUGUGGAAAGCUGGAUUCAAGGGCCAGGCUAAACCAAAUCUUAUUGCGCAAGAAACUCAAAGUUUGGCGACAUCACUCCGUAUACUGUUUAGAAUGUAUUUAGAUGACGCGCGAUUACAAGGUUUUGAAGAGAUUGAGACCAGAUUGAUAACGACUUGUAAAGGAGCUUUGGAAUAUUUUGUCUCCCUUCCGUCCAAUGCACACCGUGACACUUGGACGAAUCUCCUCUUACUUUGCCUCACCAAAGUGUUGAAACUUCCGGAAGAUAGGUUCAAAACCCACACGGCCCACUAUUACCCAUACCUUUGUGACAUGAUAUGUAUCGAAUUGAAGGCAGAGUUGAAGGCCGUAUUAAGAAAAUACUUUCUCCGUCUUGGACCUGCUUUUGGGAUUUGUCAACCCUUAUUGUCCCCACCGGCCCAGUCGAGUAGUGGAAGUAGCCAAGGAGUGAACUGACCUUCAGCAGAGAAUUAUCAUCCCCCAUUGCGGAGAACAAUUGACCUUCUCACUUCCCUUUGACGAGGAGGAUAAUAAUCGAAUCGAAACGAUGCUUUAAUGUUAAUAACUUCUGUGUAUCUGGUGCAAACGACCAUAGGUUAGUAAUUAAUUAAGCAAUUAACUCUAUUGUAGGAUAUGUGUAUACAUUUAUGCGCAGGCUAGUAUAAUUAGUGAAUAGUUUGAAUUUUUAAUCACUAUCGGAAGUGUUGCCUUAUAAUUUUAUCAUAUUGUAAUCCACCAAAUGAAAGUUUUAACAAUUGCGUGAUGCGUUUUCCACAUAUUACAUUCCGAAAUGUGCAUUUAAUAUUAAAAAAUUUAAAAGCAAAUAUGCAUAUAUAUUUCAUGAAACUGUAUUAGUACGUAUAGUCCAAACUACAUAAUAUUUAAAUAGUGCUAGGUGUUUACGUGUUGUAGUAGAGUUGAUGUUGACAUCAAUUGAUUGCUAAUACAAAAAUAAACAUGGUGCUGUUGACAAUGAUA